GAGUACUCCUCGGCGUUGCUCUUCUCGCCGGCGCAUGUCGCCGCAGAAGCAUUGGCUGCGAGGCCCUCUCUGCGCUUGCACAGGCACUGCAGCACUCAUAUCGCUGUGCAAUACGUCAAGCUGCUUCAUUCACUCGGCCAAGAGAUUGUCCGCAGUCGUUUGCCAGAAGUCUGCUGUGUCGCCACAAACGCACGUUUGCGCCAGCCCACUGACGCAGUUCCGGUUUCUGCACUGCCCUGUUUGUUUGGAGUUGUGACCGCCGCGCUCCUUUUGUACGGACAACAGCCACGGUUUCAUUUUUCACUUCUUCUCCCAACAUCAUUCUUUCCUAUCUUCCACUGAUCAGACGACCAUCAUGUCAAACAUUCCAGGCUUCCGCAGUGUCGGCUAUUACGUGAACUGGGCGAUCUAUGGAAGAAAUCACCAGCCUCAGGACAUUCCCGCGGACAAACUUACGCAUGUUCUCUACGCAUUCGCCAACAUUCGUCCUGAGACUGGCGAGGUGUACUUGACCGACGGCUGGUCAGACACGGACAAGCACUAUCCGAGCGAUUCGUGGAAUGACACUGGAAACAAUGUUUACGGCUGCAUCAAGCAAUUUUACCUUUUGAAGAAGCGGAACAGAAAUCUCAAAAUCCUCCUGAGUAUUGGCGGCUGGACCUACAGCAGCAACUUUGCCGUGCCUGCAUCCACCGAGCAAGGCCGCCGAACCUUCGCCACGAGUGCCGUAUGCUUGCUCAAGGAUCUGGGUCUAGAUGGAUUGGAUGUCGACUGGGAGUAUCCGAAGAAUGACGCGGAGUCGGGCGACCUCGUGAAGCUGCUCCAAGCAACUCGUUACGCGCUGGAUGAAUACUCGAACACUCUUCCGGAAAGACCGCAUUUCGAGCUCACCAUUGCCUCGCCUGCCGGGCCUUCCAAUUGUCAAUGGCUGAGAAUGCGCGAGAUGGACCAAUACCUGGACUUCUGGAACAUGAUGGCUUAUGAUUUUGCCGGGAGCUGGGAUUCCACUGCCGGUCAUCAAGCCAAUGUGUAUCCAAGCAAAGACAGCUCCAAAAGCACACCCUUCAGCAUCGACUUUGCUGUCAAAUACUACCUUCAGAACGGCGUGCAUCCAAGCAAGAUCGUGCUUGGAAUGCCGCUCUACGGCCGCGCGUUCCAGCAGACAAAGGGACCUGGCAAAUCCUUCAACGGCGUUGGCGAGGGAAGCUGGGAGAACGGCGUGUGGGACUACAAAGCCCUGCCUCGGCCCGGCGCCAAAGUUGUAGAGGACACCUCCGCUAUAGCAUCCUACAGCUAUGACUCUUCCACCAAGACCAUGAUCUCCUACGACACGCCCGCCAUCGCGGCAAAGAAGGUCGAGUACAUCCAGCGGAACAAUCUGGGUGGCGCGAUGUGGUGGGAGACGUCGGGCGAUAAGGUGCCUGGUGGAGGAGGCGGGCAGAGUUUGAUUGCUUUGACGGUCGAUGGACUAGGAGGGUUCGAGGGGAGGCAUAUGCAGAGGAAGGAGAAUUGUUUGAAUUACCCGGGGAGUAAGUAUGAUAAUUUGAGGGGUGGUAUGAAGGGCGAGUGA
Messenger RNA from Zymoseptoria tritici IPO323, 1570 nucleotides. RefSeq lists its product as uncharacterized. The transcript is spliced from 2 exons. Lineage: Eukaryota; Fungi; Ascomycota; Dothideomycetes; Mycosphaerellales; Mycosphaerellaceae. The coding region runs from base 356 to 1570 and encodes 404 amino acids. Gene Ontology annotation, biological process: chitin catabolic process; carbohydrate metabolic process. The record is from RefSeq and is a predicted model, not a curated record. Gene Ontology annotation, molecular function: chitinase activity; chitin binding. Gene Ontology annotation, cellular component: extracellular region.